This is a messenger RNA of Brassicogethes aeneus, 726 nucleotides long. NCBI's taxonomy places the organism in Eukaryota, Metazoa, Arthropoda, Insecta, Coleoptera, Nitidulidae. The record is from the annotation of a GenBank genome assembly.
AUGGCAUACCUUGAGGCACCUAAAACAAUACAAAAAGAGUAUGAUUACUUCCUAAAGUUCAUUCUAGUGGGUGAUAGUGAUGUAGGCAAACAUGAGAUCCUCUCAAACUUCGACGAAGGGGAAUACAACCCUUUCUGUGGGCAUGGGGCUCACAAAACAACCACUAUCCUAUUGGAUGGUAAAAGGGUGAAAUUACAGUUGUGGGAGGCAUCAGGGCAAGGCAGAUUCUGCACCAUAAUAAGAUCAUACUCGCGUGGUGCACAGGGUGUGUUUUUGGUGUACGACAUAACAAACAGAUGGAGUUUCGAUGGCUUAGAUCGUUGGUUGAAAGAAGUGGAUGAGCAUACGCCUGGAGUCCCUAAAGUUUUAGUUGGCAAUAGAAAACAUUUGGAGUUUGAUCGUAAAGUUGGGCAACGAGAUGCGGAAACUUAUGCUAACAAACAUAAUAUGGCUUUCUUUGAAGUUUCACCUUUGUGUAAUUUCAACAUACACGAGAGUUUUUGCGAGUUGUCACGAAUGGCGCUGCAGAGAAACGGUUUAGAAAGACUAUGGCGGUCAAAUAAAGUUUUAAGCCUCCAAGAGCUGUGUUGCCGCGCCAUAGUGGCCCGUACAACCGUGUACACCAUAGAGCAACUUCCUCUGCCGACAUUCGUGAAACGCCAUUUGAAAUCGUACGCUCUAGCGUCGCCGCCGGCGCCCCAGAUGCGUUACGCGCACAGUUUGAAG